AUGCGACAUUUGCGUCAACUUUUGACGGAGAAUGUCGUCAUCAAACCUAUGUUACCAGUAGACACUAUUCUUAAAGUCAUUCAGUCAGAUGAUAUUCCAUCUGAUGUAUGGCUCGAUUGUCUACUAGCUGCAGCUCAAUCAGAUACGAAUAAUUCUAGUAAUGAAAAUGCUAUAUCAUUCGAUUUUUCACCAGUAAUUAUGCCAACAAUCGAUCUUGAUCUACAGCGAUCCAACUCGGCUUCAACUGCGCACCAAGUGCGAUCGAAAAACCGAAAUGAAAGUGUAAUUGAUCGCUCAUACCUUGAUGACAUGAAUCUCACUCAUCAGCUUCUUUCAUCUGUACCGUCAUCAAGAACACAAAAGACACCGAUCUCUUAUGCUGCAAAAGAAGAACCAUUGGAUGUCUAUCAAGUGAUUCUACGUGAAAAUCUUACUGAAUUAUCUCAAGUAAAAUGGGAUCGUUCAGCGAUUCUCUCACUCGAGAGUAAAUUCAUGAGUGCAGAAAUAAGUAAUAAUGUCUCAUCAUUAAAAACAGCCUUGCUUGUCAUCGAAACCAUUGUCACAAAUCGAAUCUCACUUCGGACACACAUCGAACGGGUUGUCAACACAAUUACUAUGCGUUCAGUCCGUGAAUGGAUGAAUGAAUUGAACAAAAUUGUUGACGAACAAGGCAAAGCAAAAUCAGUUUCUGUACUUUUGGAAGAGCUAGCCCGUGAAAAUCCAUCUUUAAAUAUAACCAAAUUGGAGCAACGAUAUCAAAAAGUGAUGCAUUAUUACGAGACACAAGCAUCUAAAUUGACAUCGGUAAAUAUUCGACAACAAUCUAUAUUUGAUGAUGAACUCAAAACGAUUGCCAUCAUUAUUCAAGCGGCACGUCUUCAUAAACAAUAUCGUCCAAGAGAUAUUCAAAUUUUAUCUCUCCUUCUUUUAAUCGAAAAUCCACGUCAAGGUCGGGGACGAUUGGCACAAAUACGUACCGGUGAAGGCAAAUCCAUCAUUGUUUCGAUGUUGGCUGUCUAUCUUUCACUUCCUCCAUUGAGCAAACGCGUCGAUAUAAUCACAACCUCUGAAAUUCUCGCUCAACGUGAUGCCGAUGAAUUUGCACCUCUCUAUCAAAUGUUUCAUCUUUCUGUUGGACACAAUUGCUCUGAUCCAUCUACAAAGCCGAAUUACAAUGUUCAUAUUGUCUAUGGAACAGUCUCUCAUUUUGCUGGUGAUCUUCUACGUACAGAUUUUUAUUUGCAAACAGAAAUACGUGGUAAUCGACCUUAUGAAGCAGCUAUUGUUGAUGAAGUCGACAGUAUGUUCAUUGAUCAACGUCAACAUUAUACACAAUUAGCAUCGUUAACACCCGGUUACAAAUCGUUGAACGUUAUCUUGAGAUUUAUUUAUUCAUUCUUUCAAAAAUUUAAUAUUACUGAAGAUAACGAAUUUGUCAUUCGACAAACUAAUGGAUAUUAUAAAGGUGAGAAGAUUUUUUCUUGUUCAGCGCAAAAAGUUGAAUUUAGAAUUAUUUUACUUUUAGUCGAUGUUGUUCAAUUUAUUCGUAGAAAAAUGGCUGAGAAAGAGCUUGUUCGUUUUUCGGCUUACCGUCAAGAAUACAUCGAUGCUAAAUUACCUAAAUGGAUAAGAAGUGCAAGACAAGCACUCUAUGGCCUAACAGUUAAUGUUGAUUAUGUCAUUAGUAAAGAUGGACGAAUUGUCGUCGUAGAUUAUGCAAAUACAGGUGUAUCUCAGAUGAAUAUGCAUUGGAGCGAUGGUAUGCAUCAAUUUCUUGAGUUGAAACACAAUUUACGUAUGACACCCGAACGUAUGUGUGAUUCAUUUUUUUCUAAUGUUACUCUUUUCAAACGAUAUCAACCUCAUCUAUAUGGAGUAACGGGAACAUUGGGUGGCAAAGAUGCAAGAAAUUUUAUUCGAUCUGUCUAUGACAUCGAUGCUUUCGAUGUGCCCAAAUAUAUUGACAGUGUUUUUGAUACCUAUCCAAAUUGUUUCUCGAUAGGUCAGUUCAGUCGAAGUCGUGAAAAAUGGUUGGAAAAUAUUCGAAUCGAAUGUCGUACGAUAGCCAUUACUAAUCGUCGAGCUGUUUUAAUUAUUUGUGAAACCAUACGUGAGGCUGAAGACAUUCAAUUGGCAUUACGUUCUCAACAUCCUCGCUUGAAAUCCUAUCUUCGAAGUGAUCUAGCUGAACAUAUUAAACCGGAAGAAGUCUUUCCUAAUGAUGUGAUUGUCGCCACAAAUCUAGCUGGACGAGGAACUGAUUUGAAAACGAUGACAGUCGUUAAUGAUCAAGGGGGUCUACAUGUUAUUGUGACAUUUAUGCCGAGAAACUCACGUAUUGAACAGCAAGCAUUCGGACGAGCAGGGCGACAAGGCCAACCGGGUUCGGCUCGAUUAAUCGUUUUCGAUGAAUGUCUCGGUCUGAAAUUGGAAGGAAAAGUUGAUGAACCUAUAAUAAUCAAUAGUUGGAAAAUUGCACGAGAUGAAUGUGAAGAACGUGACAUGGCUGAAGCUGUAAAAGAAGUUGAGCGAAUCGAGACCAAAGAUCGACUUCUUGUUCGGUUUCUCGACCUAGCUCAUUCACAAAAGAAUAAGCUUCCAUUUGCUAAUGACAUGUUCAAGCCAGGUUUUAGUUCACUUCGUGAAUUGUGGGCUUCAUUUUGUGAUCUAGACGAAACUACAGCUGAACAACGUUAUCCACACUUUGAGAGCAAUAUUCGACAACAAAUUAAUGAAUCAAUUGCCAUUUUAGAAAGCUAUUCUUCCGAAGGUGCAAAAGAUUUAAUCAAUAUUCAAUUUCAAGCAGUGAGUCAUCUAAUUGUCCAUCCAAAAUAUUUCAUCUAUGCUGGUUUUCAUGCCUUGUGUACGGAUGGUUUGAAUGAUAAAAAAGGGCAAGCAUUGAAAUUAUACAAAUGUGCAUUACAAAUUGAUUCACAAGACUUCAUUGCGCAUUAUAAUACAGUACCGUGUCAUAUUGAAAAUAAGCAAAUAUCGAUCAAACAAGCUAUACAAGCAUUAGAUGAAGCGAUUCGAUUGCUGAAUAUAGAAAUUGAAAUACGCAAGAUGUUAGAAAUUUUUCAUGAUCCACCGACGCCAGAUGAUGGUGAAACAAAAACGAAUGGACCUAUCGAUCAAACGAGUCUCGCCGAACUAGUCUAUCUUCAAAUCGUUCAUUCAACCUUUGAGGAUAGCCGUAAACAAUUGCGUGAAUUCGACGAAGAAAAACAUGAUAUAUCUUGUGAGUUUAAACAUUGGCCAGAAACAUUAGAUUGUUUAAAAGGUACAAAGUUUGAACCACUGACAAACGAUAUUAAUGCUGAACGAGAAGAAUGGCUUGGAGAAGGAUUGAUGUGGCGUUACGUAUUUGUCAUUCAAGUAAAACGAUGUUGGUGGAAGACUGUAUUCGUGUUUGUCAUGGGAGUAGCGCAAAUUGUUGGUGGAGCCUACUUGUGUCUGAAAGGUCAAUUCAGAUUAGGUACAUCGUUGAUUAUUGAUGGAGCUCUUGAUGUCUAUAAAGCUGUCGCAACAAGAAUCACAGCCGAUUUCGAUCUAACCGGUUACUUCGAAGCUAAAGUAAUCAAAUAUGGCAAACUAUUAUUAGGCACAGGCGGACCUCUUUCUGGAGUUCUUGAACCGAUUAUUUCAUUAGAAAAAAUCAAAAUGGUCGGUGUCGCUAUCGAUGCAGUUCGUCAAAUUGAUAAAAAUGGAUUCACUAUGGAAAAUCUAACACAACUCGCUCUCAGUGGAAUGACACUUGCAGGUGUAGAUCAGAAAGCAAUUGAUUUUGUUAAAAAACUUCCGGAACGAAUAAAAGAUGCCGAAGCUUUGCUCAGCGGUGAUAUAAAUAAAAUGUUGGAACGAGGCGCAUCGGCCGGUCUUCCUGUGAAAACUAUUCAACAGAUUGUUAAAAAUGGGUUUUCGAUAGAAACUGCUACUCAACUCGCUGUCGAUGGCAUGGCUAUUGCAGGCGUUGAUCAGAAAGCUAUUAAUGUAGUUAAGCAACUACCGGAACGAAUCAAAGAUGCACAAGCAUUGGUUAGUGGCGAUAUAAACAAAAUAUUAGAACGAGGCAUGUUGGCCGGUCUUCCUGUAAAAACUAUUCAACAGAUUGCUAAAAAUGGAUUUUCUGUAGAAACUGUUGCACAACUUGCUGUUGAUGGCAUGGCUUUUCAAGGUGUCGAUCAGAAGACAAUCGAUUUAGUUAAACAACUUCCGGAGCGAAUGAAAGAUGCAGAAGCUUUGCUCAGUGGUGAUAUAAAUAAAAUAUUGGAACGAGGCAAGUUGGCCGGUCUUCCUGUCAAUGCUAUUCAACAGAUUGCUAAAAAUGGAUUUUCAGUGGACACUGCUGCACAACUCGCUGUUGAUGGUAUGGCUAUAGCAGGUGUUGAUCAAAAUGCAAUUGAUUUCGUUAAAAAACUGCCAGAACGAAUUCAAGAUGUACUAGCAAUGGCAAAUGGCGAUAUAACGAAAAUGUUGAAAUAUGCCGAGACGGCUGGUCUUCCUGUUCAUGCUAUUAGACAGAUUGCUACAAAUGGAUUUUCAGCGGAAACUGUUACACAACUUGCCCUGGAGGGUAUGACUUUGGCAGGUGUCGAUCCGACCAAAGUUAAUUUUGUUAAAAAACUGCCAGAACAAAUCAAAGAUGCACAAGCAUUGCUUAGUGGAAACAUAGAUGAAAUAUCUAAACGAGGCAUGUUGGCUGGCAUUCCUGUAAAUACAGUUCGUCAAAUUUAUAGACGGGGAAUUUCUCUGGAAACUGCUACUCAACUCACUAUCGAUGGAAUUAAUAUUACAGGUAUGGAUCCGAAAGCAAUUGAUUUUGUUAAACAACUGCCCGAACGAAUGAAAGAUGCAAAAGCAUUGCUCAGCGGUGAUAUAAAUGCAAUGUUAGAACGCGGCAUGUCGGCUGGCCUUCCUCUUAAUGCUGUUCAUCAAAUUGCUAAAAGAGGCUUUUCUGCAGAAACCGCUACACAACUCGCUCUUGAAGGUAUGUCUUUGGUAGGUGUCGAUCCGAACAGAAUUGAUUUCGUGAAAAAACUACCAGAACAAAUCAAAGAUGCACAAGCAUUGAUCACCGGCGACAUUGAUGCAAUAUUAAAACGAGACACGUUUGCUGGCAUUCCUAUCAAUGCCAUUCGUCAAAUAGCUACACAAGAAAAUUCUGUGAAAGCUAUCAAGCACAUUGCAUUCGAUGGCAUGGCUAUCGCAGGCGUUGAUAAGAAUACAUUAAAUUUUGUGAAAAAACUGCCUGAAGGAAUCAAAGACAUAGAAACAUUAUUCAACGGUGAUUUAGAAAAAAUGUUAAGACAAAAUAUGUCAGGUAGUAUCGAUCAACUGUUGGGAAUGUUUACUGAGCAAUCAUUGUUCAGCGGCAAAGAAAAAGAGAUGUUCCAAAUUAUUCGUCGUCGAAUACCUAUGAUACAAGAUGUGGUCAACGGCGACGGUAAAGCCGUUCUCUCAAAUGCUCUUCAAACUUUCGGUCAACAAAUCAAUAAUUUACCGUUAACCGAUUUCUUUGAUAUUGCUCUACCAACUGCUAUUCAACGUGUCGCUAAUCGUGAGCAAGAAGCUAUUCGUGAUGUUUUCAAAUCAACUGUAGAUCAACUCAAAUCGAUCAGUGGAGACUUCAACGAACAAACGUGUCAAGUGAUUAACCAGAUUUUGCAAUCGUCUGACAAGUGGGAUACUUUCGAAAAGACGAAAAAUCAAUUGGAUAAUAAUGUUCGUCGAUUACUAGGCCCAGCUAUUGAACGUGAGAAAGAAUUUAUGAAUGCUUAUAAUAGCUUGACUAGCAAUCCUCAAGCAAUUCACAGCUAUCGUCAAGCUCUCAGUAUGAAGUUUGGCAUGACUCGAGGGCGAGGAGUUGAUUUGCAAAAAUUAAUUGAAAGGAAUGCGGAUUCUGGAGGUUUCUUAUUGAAACGAGCGGUGAGUGAAUUUUUUAAUGAAGUAAGUUGUCAAGAAAGUGGAACAAAAAGUCCAGAAGUGAUGAAACUACUCAAAGAACAUUUCAACGAAAGUUUCAUACGGCCCAUUGCAGAGAAGACAUGUGAACGACAAAUGGAUCAAAAUGAUACCGAACUUGUUAACAAUUUUACCAAUGCAAUCACCUAUGUGCAGAAACAACGGCAACAAACUCAACAUUAA
Rotaria sp. Silwood2 is the source of this 6144-nucleotide messenger RNA. Lineage: Eukaryota; Metazoa; Rotifera; Eurotatoria; Philodinida; Philodinidae. The record is from the annotation of a GenBank genome assembly.